Molecule: messenger RNA, 5221 nt
Organism: Syngnathoides biaculeatus (alligator pipefish)
Lineage: Eukaryota; Metazoa; Chordata; Actinopteri; Syngnathiformes; Syngnathidae
Gene: megf10
Product: multiple EGF-like-domains 10
Exons: 25
Coding region: 143-3523 (1126 amino acids)
Molecular function (GO): protein binding; scavenger receptor activity
Source: RefSeq, a predicted model, not a curated record
CUUGAGUGUAAUUAUCCCGUAUCUCAGAUUUCCCAGGGUUUCAGAAAAACUGCCAUAGGACUCGUUAUUGUUUCAAAGAGGACACCACCAUCGGACUCAUGAGACAGGAGAGGCUGGAGUCUUUCAUCGAUAAAGUUCAGUCAUGAGUGAGAUGGCGAUGCCACUACAGUCCCACAGGAUGAUUUUGUUGGCUGUGGCUUUCAUUUUCCUUCCUUGCAUCACUACCUCCCUUAACCUGGAAGAUCCAAAUGUUUGCAGCCACUGGGAGAGAUAUUCAGUGACAGUGCAAGAGUCCUAUGCCCAUCCUUUUGAUCAGAUUUAUUACACCAGCUGCACAGACAUCCUCAACUGGUUCAAAUGCACCAGACACAGGGUAAGCUACCGGACCGCAUACCGCAAAGGAGAAAAGACUAUGUACCGAAGGAAAUCCCAGUGCUGUCCAGGCUUCUUCGAAAAUGGGGAAAGUUGUGUUCCUCAUUGUACUGUGAGCUGUGUUCAUGGCCGUUGUGUAGCCCCCAACACCUGCCAAUGUGAGCCUGGAUGGGGGGGUUCCAAUUGCUCCAGUGGUUGUGACAAUGGCCACUGGGGUUCCCACUGCAGUCACAGAUGUCAAUGCCAGAACAAAGCUCUGUGUAACCCCAUCACUGGUGCCUGUAUAUGCACUUCUGGAUACAGAGGUUGGCGUUGUGAAGAAGUGUGUGAGAUGGGCGCCUAUGGUAAUGCAUGUCAGCAGAAAUGUCUUUGCCAAAAUGGGGCUACUUGUCACCACGUCACUGGAGAAUGCAAGUGCUCACCAGGAUACACUGGAGCUUUUUGUGAGGAUGCAUGUCCCCCAGGUAAACAUGGACAGCAGUGUGAAGAGAGGUGUCCCUGCCAGAAUGGCGGCAUAUGUCACCAUGUGACCGGAGAGUGUGCUUGUCCUUCAGGAUGGAUGGGUACAGUAUGUGGACAGCCAUGUCCAGAGGGGACAUUUGGCCUCAACUGUUCCCAAGAAUGCCAAUGUCACAACGGUGCCUUAUGUAGUUCAUCCACUGGACAGUGUCUCUGCAGCCCCGGAUACAUGGGAGAACGGUGUCAGGAUGAAUGUCCAGUUGGUACUUAUGGUGCUGGCUGUUCAAAGAGAUGUCGCUGUAAGAACAACAGCAAAUGCUACCACAGCUACGGAAACUGCGUGUGUGAACCAGGCUUCACAGGCGAGACGUGUGAUGUCCGACUAUGUCCCAAGGGAAACUAUGGCCUACUUUGUGACAGAACGUGUCCUUGUCAUGCCCGCAAUACACAGAGCUGUCAUCCAAUGUCAGGGGAGUGUACAUGUCUGUCUGGUUGGUCUGGCCUCUACUGUAAUGAGACGUGCGCACCAGGAUUCUAUGGUGAGUCCUGCUACCAGGUGUGUCAGUGCCAGAAUGGAGCAGACUGCCACAGUGUAACAGGAAAAUGUGUUUGUGCUCCAGGCUUCACGGGUUUAGACUGUUCAGUUCUUUGCCCAGCAGAAUCUCAUGGAAUGAAUUGCUCCUCCACCUGUAAUUGUAAGAAUGGAGCUCUGUGUUCACCUGUGGAUGGGUCCUGCUUCUGUAAACCAGGCUGGCAUGGAGUGGACUGUUCCAUCAUCUGCCCCAGUGGUACAUGGGGUCUUGGGUGUAACAUGACCUGUCUUUGUGGAAAUGAAGGUGCUUGUGAUGCUGUGACUGGUCACUGUACUUGUGCCGCGGGCUGGAGAGGCAAUAAAUGUGACCUGCAAUGCCAGGACGGUACCUAUGGUAUUGACUGUCAACAGCUCUGUGACUGUAGCCAUGCUGAGAUAUGCCAUCAUGCCACUGGAUACUGCCACUGCCUGGCUGGGUGGACCGGUAUCCACUGUGACAGUGUGUGUGCAGAGGGCCGCUGGGGCCCGAACUGCUCUCUAGCCUGUCACUGCAAGAAUGGAGCAUCUUGCUCUCCUGAUGAAGGAACAUGUGAGUGUGCAUCAGGAUACAGAGGGAGUACCUGUCAGAGGAUAUGUUCUCCAGGUCACUUUGGUCCCCGUUGUAGUCAGACAUGUCCCAAGUGUGUCCACAGUAAUGGACCAUGCCACCAUGUCAGUGGAACGUGUGACUGUCUGCCAGGCUUUAAUGGGGGCCUUUGCAAUGAGGUGUGUCCCAGUGGUUACUACGGGAAGAAGUGCGCCUCGAGCUGCAGGUGCACCAACAACGGCACCUGUAACCCAAUUGAUGGCUCCUGUCAGUGUUUUCCAGGAUGGAUCGGCAGUGACUGCUCUCAGCCAUGUCCUCCUGCUCAUUGGGGACCCAACUGCAUCCACACAUGUAACUGUCACAACGGAGCAUACUGCACUGCCUAUGAUGGAGAAUGCAAGUGCACCCCGGGAUGGACUGGCCUUUACUGCACACAACGUUGUCCAUUAGGGUUCUUUGGGAAGGAUUGUUCUCAGUCAUGCCAGUGUAGGAAUGGAGCAGACUGUGAUCAUAUCUCUGGUCAAUGUACUUGCCGCACUGGGUUCAUGGGCCAACACUGUGAACAAAAGUGCCCAGCUGGUUCAUAUGGUUACGGAUGCCGGCAAGUGUGUGACUGUUUAAAUAAUUCAACCUGUGAUCACAUCACUGGUACAUGCUACUGUAACAAUGGCUGGAAAGGAGCCCGCUGUGACCAAGCUGGUGUUGUCAUUGAUAGUCUCAACACUUUCACAAGUGCUGCAGUGCAGGUGGAUACCUACCGAAUUGGAGCAAUUGCAGGAAUUAUUUUACUGGUGCUGCUUGUGCUCGUCCUCCUUCUCCUAUUCAUCAUCUACAGAAAGAAACAGAAAAGAAAAGAACCUCCCAUGUCAGCUGUGACUUAUACUCCUGCCAUCAGGGCAACUACUGACUACUCUAUCACAGAUGCUCAUCUACAGAGUGGUGUUCACCCCACUAACUACUUCUCCAACCCUAGCUACCAUACGCUGACCCAGUGCACAAGCCCACAACAUGACUCUCCAUACGGAAAAGCCAAGAAUAAAAUAUUUGUGAACUUUAAGAAUAGAGACGAAAAAGAGAGUUAUCCUCUUGCUGAUGCUGCUGACACAUUGCCGGCACGCUGGGAACAUAGGGACUGCUUCAAUAAACUGGGAGCUUAUGGAGUAGACAGAAGAUACAUGGGAAAGUCUCUGCGAGACAUGGUCAAAGGCAUACCAUAUCAUGGAAGUUCCAGCUCCCUGAACAGCUCUGAAAACCUAUAUGCCACGAUCAAAGACCCCCCAAUACUGACAACAAAAAACACUGAAAGUGGCUAUGUGGAAAUGAAGUCACCCACUCGACGGGAUUCUCCCUAUGCUGAAAUCACCAGCACCAGUAGUCCAAUCAACAACAAGAAUGUCUAUGAAAUUGACCCAACCACGAGCACUAUUCAUGGCACUGGAGAAAGUAAUGAGUGCAUGCUGACAACCCAAGACCCAUAUGAUCUACCAAAACACAGCCAUAUCCCUUGUCACUAUGAUGUGCUACCAACCCGAGAAAGUCCAACAUCAGAGCACAAGGAGCUGGAUAGUGACUGACAAGAGAAACUCACUGCAUGAAUAAGUUUUUCAUCUCUGCACCUGGAGGCAACAAAAAUUUGCAUAUCCUCUUCCAUUUUUGUCAUGUUGUUUUUCCACUUUUCUUUUACAACAGUUAUAAACAAAGGGGUAUACAAAGAAUAAUUUUAAAGUUUGUAUUUUCAAUUUUAAACACUGUUGAACUGAUUCAAACUAACUCAGAAUAUUUGAAAUAAUUGGGUUGUUUCAGGCGGCACGGUGGAGGAGCUGGAAAGCGUUGGCCUCACUAUUCUGAGGACCCGGGUUCAAUCUCGGCCACGCCUGUGUGGGGUUUGCAUGUUCUCCCCUUGCCUACGUGGGUUUUUCUCCGGGCACUCCGGUUUCCUCCCACAUCCCAAAAACAUGCAACAUUAAUCGGACACUCUAAAUUGCCCCUAGGUUCGGCUGUUGCCUGUAUCAAUGUGCCCUGCGACUGGCUACUAACCAGUUCAGGGUGGACUCUGCCUCCUGUCCAUUGACAGCUGGGAUAGACAGGAUGGAUGUUUCCAGGCAAUAGUGGGAUAGUGGUUAACACUUCAGCCUCAGUCGAGAGGUUCCAACAUAAAAAAAAAAAAAAAAACAGGUUAAUUCAGUGAAUCCUAAACCGCAAGCUCUCACAGACGUGAGUCCACAGAGAAAGCUUGUAGAAAUUUUCAAAUUUUAAAUUUUUAUUUAUUAAAUGGUAAUAUGUGUCAAGUGGUACAGAGGAAGAUUGGUUAAAGGGUCCGCCUCACAGUUAUGAGUUCAGGGGUAAAAAUUCUGGCUCCGCCUGUGUGGAGUUUACAUAUUCUCCUCACAUCCUAAAAACAUGUAUUAAUUGGAGCCUCUAAAUUCCACAUAAGUGUGAUCGUGUGUGCAAAUGGUUGUUUGCUUCUCUGUGUCUUGCAAUUGGCUGACAACAAGUUAAAGGUGUACCAUGCCUCCUGCCCGAAGAUAGCUGGGAUAGGCUCCAGCACUUCCAUGAUCCUUGUGAGGAUAAGUGGAUCAGAUAAUGGAUUGAUGGGUCAUUUUCAUAUAAUUUGAUCAAUAGCAGUAAAAACAUGGUCCAGUGAAUUUCCACUUGAAAAUCAAUUAAUUUUACUGAAAUGGGCAAUUCAAUUAUUGGUAGUUGUUGACCAUCGAAAGGUCACAUACCUUUCUAAGAAAAAACAAGAUUGUAAAGUAGUGUUUUUCUUUUCAUGCCAAAACCCGUUCACUGUUAAGUGUUGUUGGAGGACGCUUUUUUCUCCUUGUGUUCUUUUAAUUUCGGGUAGUGAGAAUGUUGGUUAUCCAAAUACAGGCUGGAGACGAUGAACAGUUUCUUCGUAGCUUUUACUUACAGAAUAUUCUGGGCACAAAUGAGUGACAGACGAUGGCUGCAGCAGAUCACAAGUGCAAAGAUACAGAGGACUUGCAGCAUUUAUUAUACUAUCAGAAGGAUCCGCAUCACAAACGUAUGAAAGGAAAAUAAAGAGCAUGAAAAGAGAAUCGCAUCAUAAAAUGAAGAGCAUCACAAAAUAUCUGCAUCAUAAUAACUAAACCAAAUCUAUCUGGUAAUAACGGGCACAUUCCUAAGUCCUGGGCUCUAGUAAACAUUUCAGCAAGAUUCACUUAAGGUUCACUGAUGAGUUGGCAUGCUUCAAACAUGAGUUGAAACUGUUCAUCGUCUCCAGCCUGUAUUUGGAUAACCAACAUUCUCAC